Aspergillus mulundensis is the source of this 1575-nucleotide messenger RNA. RefSeq names its product putative cyclin. Bases 1 to 1575 code for a protein of 524 amino acids. The transcript has a single exon. The record is from RefSeq and is a predicted model, not a curated record. Gene Ontology annotation, molecular function: cyclin-dependent protein serine/threonine kinase activator activity. Gene Ontology annotation, biological process: positive regulation of DNA-templated transcription, elongation; regulation of transcription by RNA polymerase II. Gene Ontology annotation, cellular component: nucleus; cyclin/CDK positive transcription elongation factor complex. Lineage: Eukaryota; Fungi; Ascomycota; Eurotiomycetes; Eurotiales; Aspergillaceae.
AUGGCGUCACAACCGCCAGUCAAACGACCCCCUCCGGCCCCCUCGAAUCCGGUUCUUCUUGCCGCGCAACAACAAUGGCUCUUUACGGACGAGGAGCUCGCCCGAUCGCCGUCGCAGCUUGACGGCAUGACCGCAGAAAUAGAGAACUUGAACCGGAGCAAAGGGGUAAACUUUAUCACUCAGGUUGGGAUGAUGUUAAAGUUGCCGCAGCCGACCCUCGCCACAGCCGCCGUUUACCUUCAUCGUUUCUUCAUGCGAUUUGGGAUAGCCGACAGGCCGGAGCGACCGGGAAUUCACGCAUACCCAAUCGCCGCUACAUCCUUGUUCCUGGCUACAAAAGUGGAAGAGAAUGUCCGGAGGAUGAAAGAGCUGGUGGUGGCCGUCUGUCGGGUUGCACAAAAAAAGCCGGAUCUCAUUGUGGAUGAGCAGUCGAAAGAAUUUUGGAAAUGGCGCGAUACUAUCCUUCAUCAUGAAGACAUACUGCUCGAAGCAUUAUGCUUCGAUCUGCAACUCGAACAACCGUACCGGAUCCUCUAUGAUUACAUUUGCUUCUUCGGCGUCAAUGACAACAAGCAUGUCCGCAAUUCGUCUUGGGCUUUCUUGAACGAUUCCUCGUAUACGGUCCUUUGUCUCCAGUUCCCUGCCCGUGUCAUCGCUGCAGCUGCCUUCUACGCCGCCAUAAGCCAUUGUGAUAUUGCAUUCCAAGACGAUGAAUUCGGUCGCACCUGGUGGCAGCAGAUCGACGUUGAUAUAACGCAGGUCCGUCGCGCCUGCAGUCGAAUGGCAGAGUUAUACGAGAGCAAUGAACAACAUAGACAUAGCCAGUACUUCCCGCCCGUCCCAUCCUCGUGGAAAGAAGGUGCUGAGAAGACUAGGAUCCCGCGCCCCGGCGGCUCACUCGAAGCACCACCUGAUCCAGCCUCCAGGAAGCGCUCGCGGGAGCCAGAAGAUAGCUAUCAAAGCUAUGAUCAAAACUCACAAGACCCUGUGCCCUUGAAAGUAGACGAGGCUACUCAAAACGGGACACGCUCACCGAAACGACCCCGGGUAGGUUCGGACGCAGAGAGGACUCGCUCUACUACAGCAUCAUUCGCUUCUGCAUUACCAUACGGCGGAGAUGGUGCGCCACCACCUCAUUCUUCACACUCACCACCUCCAUCAUCAUCAUCGUCCUUUUCCAACGACCGCCCGCCAAACGGCCACCACGCUCACCAAUCCCACCGCCACCAACAUCCACUCCCACCCGCGCCCCGAACAACAUUUCCGCAGCGCCGAAACAGUGAUAUCAAAAAUUUCGACCCCAUUCAGCAGCGUAUCGACCAGAUCGUGCAGCAGAACUCGGCACCUUCUAAACGCCUGCCUGAAAGAUAUAGAGAGUGGGAUCGAGAGCGUGACCGAGAUAGAGAAGACGACGACGCCUACCAGAGACGGAGAUCAUCGUACUCCUCUUCUCAUGGUAGAAACGAGCACCCGCCCCCUCCACCACCGGAGCAUCGUCGGCAACCGCCGCUGCCGCCGCCUCCGGAGCCAGAACCGGAUGAUGAAGGUGGUGGAAGCGAGGAGGGUGAACUGUAG